AUGUUUGAGGGCUUCUCGUUCCCGGCUCCUGCGCUGCCUGCAGUGCAGCCCGAGAUCGAUAGCCUGCAGUUCCAGUGCGACAGCAACCUGGUCUCGCCUCUAUCCUCUCGGUGUCCUUCGCCCCGGCUGCCGUCGCCGUUGAAUUCGCGGGACUUUCCUCGUCUCAACCGCCGGUCGAGGCAGUUCCCUCACUAUCACCACCAUCACCACCAGCAGCAGCACCUCGGCCCUGCACCCACAUCCAUUCCCGCAGAGUACUCGGCAGAGCGCAGCCAGCGGUUCUCUAUCGGCUCCCUGACGAAGCAGCUGCAUGCUCACUCGCUCGAAACCGGCGGCGGCCAGGACGGCGGCAGCGACAGCGACGACGGCGGGCGGUGGCUGCCCAUAACCCCCCCACGGUGCUCGACCGAUGCCCAAUAUCAGACCUUCGCCCUGCUGGAUGCGCUGCCUGCUCAGUCAAGAACGGAGAACGACCUGGUCAGGUUGUCGUCGCCGUUCUAUCCUCCGCCCCUAGACUCCACUGCCUCGCCUCCUCCGAGUCCCCGAGACGCCCAUGUCAUCGACCAUGGCCAUGAUCGUGGUGAGCAUGGCAAACUGCCUUUGCAAGAUCAAGAUAAAUCCUCCGAGAUAUUCUACUCCUCCAUGCCCCACAGCCGAUCAAGCAUUGUCGAUAAUGGUGAUAGCAUCAAUAAUAUCAAUAAUAUCGAGGAUGCUGACCGGCCAGGCGACGUCCGGUACCAGCGUGAGAAGUUCUCGAUGCUGCAAUGCGCCUCCUCCUCCAUCGCCGACACCGUCCGUCUCGCCCUCCUACUAGACAGUGGCGUUGACUGUUCCCCGGAUCGUCGUCGGUCCUCAUACGCAUCAGCAGCAGCAGCAUCAGUAGCUCCUGGAGAGUCCUGCGAUGCAGCCGCGGGCUAUAUCAGCGACGAUCAGCACCCCAGCUCCCUCCCGCCGUCACGCACGCCUUCGAGAAGACGGCUGCUAAAGCAAAAACACCCUAAUAAUGACAACCACGCUCACACCCCUCUGGCGAGCGGGUGCGCAACAUCGAGUCGCUUCUCCGGCGCUGGCAGCAAGGGGAAGGUCGAGAAGUCGCAGCACCACGGCCACAGCCACAGCAGCACCGGCACAUCAACACCCAACCCGAGUAGGAAGUUCGGCAAGUCGCAGUAUGGUCUUCGGCGGAGGAGUCUGCUGCUGGCCGCUGUCACAGCGGUUCUUGAACAGGAGGUGGCGGAGUCCAACAGGAUGCAAGACUGA
Molecule: messenger RNA, 1260 nt
Organism: Trichophyton benhamiae CBS 112371
Lineage: Eukaryota; Fungi; Ascomycota; Eurotiomycetes; Onygenales; Arthrodermataceae
Exons: 1
Coding region: 1-1260 (419 amino acids)
Source: RefSeq, a predicted model, not a curated record